AUGGUGGCGGGAACUUCCGUGGCAAUCGGUUGUGUCAAAUUUUAAUAUACUGUAUAUUGUUUAAGAUUAAGAAGACCGCUGCCAUUCUCGAGAGAAAACGAGGAACUUCUUUUCUCAUAUGUUAUUGACCAUGAAACCUAGACGCAUCCAAAGGUCUGCAAAGCCCCAUUUACAAGACCCCAAAGUUGUUGGUAAGGUGCACAAGUCAGCUUCGAAGAACCAAGCCAAACCAUGUGAAUCCUAUCCUGCACAAACUAAGCCUUUCAAUGGAAAAAUAUUCUACUUAGAUUUACCAUCUAACAGAAGAGCAGAGGCAUUAGAGAAUGACAUCAAAAGGUUGGGAGGGACUGUGGAGAAGUUCUUCAGUAAGGAGAUCAAGUACCUGGUAUCUAAUAAGAGGGAGGCUAGGUAUGUGCAGUGCCUUGGCUGUGAAUCCCCUGUCCCCAGUCCGGACUCUGGACCCAGCUCCCCCCACCCUCGUCCUGGCAGCUAUAGGGACUGUCACAAAGGAAGCUCUCAGGGCCAGGCAGAUACAGUAGUCACAAGCAGAGGGAAGUCUUUGUUGGAGAGAGUUGUAAAAGAACAGGAGAGGAUACAGGUCAACAAGAUCCUGUCCAAUGCUCUGGAGUGGGGAGUAAAAAUUCUCUACAUUGAUGAUGUACUAGCUUACAUCGAAAAGAAAAAGAAAGCUCCUUACGCUGCUGAAAACUCAACCACAACCACAGCGGCCGUCCAAAAAAGUGCCAAAGCUCAGCUUACAAGAAAACCAGCCUUCCAGAUGGGUAAAGGUGGAAGGAUCGGUAAGCCCUUUGUGAAGGUAGAGGACUCCAGCAGACAUUACCGUCCAAUCUACCUGGCCAUGUCGUGCAUGCCGGAAUUUAACCUGACAUCAGCUCCCCCCUGCAGUCCAUUCUUGGUAGAGGACAAGGACCACCCUGGGAAGAGACCUAAGGAGCACCGGAACCGAGGUGGGAGAGUGUCAGCCAGUGAGGAAAGGGGGCAGGCCCGAAACAGGAGGAACCGAGAGAAGAAACGCGGGGGCUACUGCGAGUGCUGCUCUCUCAAAUACGACAACAUAAAAUCUCACCUGCAAAGUGAGCAGCACAAAGCCUUCUCACGGAGUGAAGAGUACCUGGUGGUGGACAGGCUGGUCUCCACACUGCCCUUCAACUUCAGACCCAUCAAAACACCAUCAACCAGAAGGCCAAAGUGCAGUGUAUCGUCCAUGUUGUGUGCUGCUGGAUCCAGCAUACAGAUGGAGGAAGUGCAGGAGAAAAAGGGGGUGGAGGAAACCAAAGAGAUGGAGCUAGGACCGGUGUCCUGGUCUACUGCAGUGGAACCCCCACUGUCCCAAAAUGUGGGAGCCCCUGUGGGAAACCCCUCAGAACAGCACUGGAGGCCCAACAGUGUGGCGCCUCUUUGUAACAGCAGCCAGGGAACGCUGGGAGGCUCCAUGGUCCCAUACAAACCCCAGCCCCUCUCCUUCAAGACCCCCUGUCAGCUGGAAUCCAGGACUCACCAGGACCCACCCCCCUACAAGCACCUCCAGAGGGCCGUGUCUACCCAGUCUGAUACCAAGCCCCGACUCUGUCAUCCGGGCCAGAGAACUCUCCUAGACAGGCUUGGGAGCUCUUCGUUACACCACCGACAUGAAUCAGAUAGGUGCUUCACGUUACCCCCUGGAGAGGAUUUAGAAUGUGUCCGACCAAUAAAAGUCUCAUUGGGUCAUUCCCGUGCGGCUGUCUCAUCAGAGAACCCCAAGCCGGGAGCUUUAGAGGGGUGUGAACUGGGCUGUGAUGUGUCGGCUGGGGAUGCUUUUCCAGAGCACGGGGCUGGUGACCCACACACACCUGCUCCAGAGAGGACGUUACAGAGGAGGGUCAGGGAUUACAGACGGAAGAGGCGGAAAGUUGACCGGCCGCAGGCGGCGACUACAGAACCGGGACAACAAAGCAACAUUCCCAGCAGCGGUCUGUUGAGCCUCUGGCAGCUGUUCCACUCCAGUGAGGACACGGACUGGGAGUUCAAAGGAUUUCCCAGCUAGAGAGGGGAGCGAGGGCUGUGACCCGGAGUCCUCCCGGUGCGCGCUCUGCCUUGCUUGUGCCUCACUGGAUCAAUGUAUUAACCUGUGUGAUGCUGGAUGAGUUCCACAACAGUUAGUCUACAUGGAAGCUGGUCUAAGGUUGGGCUCUGUCUGGAUGUCCCUACCAAUCAUACCUUCCCUGUACCUAACUGGGGGCGGGGUUUGUAUUGCAGAGAGAAUCCUUUAUAUGUGCACUGUGUACACUGUAGCGUCUAGGCCUGUCCCACAUCUGUGGCUCUGGAUAGGGAGAGUUUUGUUCAGGUUGGGAAGGUGGUUUUAUCUGGGGGAAAAAGGCAGUAAUGGUUUUAUCUGGAAAACAGACUAAAAAGAAACUGAAACGGCGACUUCAGUAUUUUGGUGUCGAGAUCUGGAUAAUUCUGUUUUUAACUGGAUAACUGGUAUUUGGGACAACAAGUUGUCAAAAUGUCAUACCUUUCUCUGUGUGUUUAUUGUGUUGUACAAAUGUAAAAAAUGUAUAAAUAAUAAUGACUACA
Messenger RNA from Esox lucius (northern pike), 2577 nucleotides. RefSeq names its product DBF4 zinc finger (gene dbf4). The record is from RefSeq and is a predicted model, not a curated record. Gene Ontology annotation, molecular function: protein serine/threonine kinase activator activity; nucleic acid binding; zinc ion binding. Gene Ontology annotation, biological process: regulation of cell cycle phase transition; positive regulation of nuclear cell cycle DNA replication. The coding region runs from base 119 to 2044 and encodes 641 amino acids. The transcript is spliced from 13 exons. NCBI's taxonomy places the organism in Eukaryota, Metazoa, Chordata, Actinopteri, Esociformes, Esocidae. Gene Ontology annotation, cellular component: nucleus; Dbf4-dependent protein kinase complex.